UAUGCAAAGUUUACUAAUUGGUUGCCCACUGGCGGCAAGCGUAUUUAAAUGGACCCUGGAGGACGGUCAGUUCACAUGUUGGCCAACUUCAAUCGGCAGAGGAUGACUCCUUCGGUGUACUUUUACGGUGGCGAUUCGGAUGUUUUAUACUCAGAGCAUGACAGUGGACGCGAGGACGAUGUAUUCAAGCUUCAGCUGCUUUUUAUGAAGUUCAUGGGUCAGGUACCAAUGCAGUUGGAGAGACGCCUCCCCCUUGGGUGGAAAAACGUCGCCGGCAUGUUCGCCAAGAGCUACUGCAUUUUUUGUGUGAUUUCGAACUUGCAUCUGGCGAUUCUGUAUGUGAAGACGACACUGGACAUGCUGCACAAUGGCGAGCUGGAGGAGAUUACGGAUGCCUUGACAAUGGCUAUUAUAUAUUCCUUCUCCACUUUCGCGACUUGUUACUGGCUCUUCAAUGCGGAGGCUUUGAAUAGUUUCAUUGGCGACAUCAAUGCCAACUAUCGGCAUCACUCAAUGGCGGGCCUGACGUUUGUCAGUGCCGAACACUCGAUCCGCUUGGCUUACAAAGUUACGUUGUACUGGCUCAUUGCUUGCUGUGUCGGAGUGGUUUGCUGGGCCUUAGCCCCUCUUUUGCUGCGCUCUCACACCCUGCCCUUGCGGUGUUGGUACCCCUUCGAUGCAUUGAAGCCCGUCGUCUACGAAGUCGUCUACGCCACCCAGCUGUGGUGUCAGAUUUUAAUGGGUUGUAUUUUUGGCAACGGUUCAGCCCUUUUCGUGUCGGUGGUUUUAAUUAUGCUGGGUCAGUUUGAUGUUCUCUACUGCAGCCUAAAGAAUGUUGAUUAUAACGCUCAGCUGUUGGCAGGAGGAGAUCUCAUUACAUUGCGGAACCUUCAACGUGACCUACCAAGGCCGGCUGACGAUGAAUUGAACCAGUACGCACUUUUGGAAGAACAUUUAACCGAUUUAACGGCCCUGAGAGUCUCCAAACCCAAUUCCCGGCCGAGUCUUAAGGAAGCCCUACACAGCUCACUUGUAGAGUGUGUCCUUUUGCACCAAUUCAUUUUGAAGAGCUGCAAUACGUUGGAGGGACUGUUCAAUCCGUAUUGUCUUAUCAAAUCUCUUCAGAUCACUCUUCAACUAUGUCUCCUGGCAUUCGUAGGCGUGGCGGGCGAGCGUUCUACGAUGAGGACUAUUAACUUGGUUCAGUAUCUGGCUCUGACUCUAUCCGAGCUACUUAUGUUCACAUAUUGUGGUGAACUGCUCAGCAGCCACAGCAUUCGUGUGGGUGAAGCCUUCUGGCGAUCUGGGUGGUGGUUAAAUGGCAACCUAAUCAAGCGGGAUAUUUUUAUAUUUUUGGCCAAUAGCAAGCGAGUUGUAGUCGUCACAGCUGGUAAAUUUUAUCGAAUGGAUGUUCAGCGACUACGUUCGGUGAUUACACAGGCCUUUUCAUUCCUCACACUCCUGCAGAAGUUGGCGGAAAAGAAUCAGUAAUCAGGAAGUCAGAAAUGUAGCCAUUUUGCCAGAUCCACACUGGAGACACCAGCAGUCUUAUCUGAUUAAUGUGAAACACCUAUUAGCAUAAAACGGCAUUUUCGUUCAAAAUUAAUUACUCGCACAUCAAUCAAAUGCAUAUUUCAAUAAAAUAUUACGCAAGCACUGUGGUUCUACUUUAUUCAAA
Musca domestica (house fly) is the source of this 1678-nucleotide messenger RNA. It is a transcript of the gene Or85e, whose product is annotated as putative odorant receptor 85e. The record is from RefSeq and is a predicted model, not a curated record. The transcript has 5 exons. Gene Ontology annotation, cellular component: plasma membrane. Gene Ontology annotation, biological process: detection of chemical stimulus involved in sensory perception of smell; sensory perception of smell. Gene Ontology annotation, molecular function: odorant binding; olfactory receptor activity. NCBI's taxonomy places the organism in Eukaryota, Metazoa, Arthropoda, Insecta, Diptera, Muscidae. Bases 49 to 1491 code for a protein of 480 amino acids.